GCUAUGCGGGGAGGAGCUUCGAUUCCAUGGCGCCCUGAUUCUCCAUUCCACGAGGUAGGCCUCGCGUAGGGUUGCGCCGAAAGCUCCGGCGAGCUCCGGCGAGCUCCGGCAACCGCAAUGAAGAAUGCGGGCGAGCUCUCGGGCUGCUUGGAUCACGGCGACGGUGAUGGAGCCGCGGAAGAACGAAAUGGCCAGGGCUGCGAGGAGGUGCCGAUGGAAGCAGCCGAAGUUCAGCUAAUUGACGGGAAUGGUCCGGCUCAAGAAGAGCUUGUGAUUAUCGCCAGUGGGGCUGCUGCGAGCGAGCAAACGCUGGAAGCUAGGGGAGAAGAAGACGAAGACGAAGACGAAGAAGGGAAAAAGGAAGACGAAGAGCCUCGCGGAGAGGAGCCGAGCGGGAAAAAUUUGAGGGAGGGGUUUUACGAGGUGGAAGCGAUACGUAAGAGGAGGAUAAGAAAGGGAAAGCCACAGUAUCUCAUAAAAUGGCGAGGCUGGCCUGAAAGCGUCAAUACCUGGGAGCCAUUCGAGCACCUAGAGCAGUGCCAGGACAUUGUAGAAGAUUUUGAGAGGAGGAAAACGAAUGGUGGAAAGCGGAAGAGAGGUGGUUCCAAUGCUUCAGCUCGGAAGAAGAAGCUUGCGAGUUUCUCGGCGAGCGAGGCAAGUCAGUCGGCCGUUUCUUCCUCGAUAGACGGUAGCCUGAGGUCGGACAACGAUGUUGCUGCGAAUGUAACCAAUGGUACGGGCUCACCAGCGGCAGAGGCGGCCGAAACUCUUCUCAAUUUUCCCGGUGGCGACCCCGAAAGCUUCGGUGACGAUCCCGAGAACUUCUCUCCCAGUGGCAACGAAGUUGACGACGAGACGAUGAUGCUGGCCGCGACAACGGAAGUCGGAGACUCAAACAAACUUAACUCGGAGGAAGACAAAAGCAAGCAGCCUGGCGACUCCAUUUCUACGCCGGUUGACAAACAAGUCGUCGAGGCCGGGCUUAACGACAACCAUGAGAAGGUGAUGGUGGCAAGCUCGGUGAUCUGCGACGAAAGCGUGCUGGCGAGCGGCUCUCCGGAAGUUACUGUCGAGAAGCACGUUAUCAAUGAGCCAGAUGUGGCUGAGGUGCCGGAAGACACGAUCAACACGGGUAGAAGCACCCGGUGCACGGGAGCUAAGAAGAGAAAGGCAGGGACUGUCCGUCGAGUGAAGCUGUCCGAAACGAAGGACACGAAGGCACCGCUGCCUGAGAAAGACUCCGAGAACGCUCAUCUCUACGAGGAAGUGAAGAAGACGCCCGACGGCGGUUUCACCAUACGAGCCGCGGCAAUGUCAGGAACAAUGGCGGAGAAAAUGCAACUCCAGGAGUAUCGGUCGUCGUUUCCAGGCUCGGACAUCACCAAGAGGGCGUUCUCCUCCCCGGAGCGGGUCCAGAAGCUUUCAUCGUCCAAAUCAGCGAACUUUGUCCCGGUCGUCAAGAUUUUAAAGCCGCUCAGCUACUCAAGCUCCAUCAAGAACGACAAGCAAGAAGUUUUGGUCCUCUUCAGCACGCUAAGGUCGGAUGGCAAAGAGAUGGUGGUGGAUAACAAGUUUUUGAGGCAGCAUUUCCCACUUUUGUUGAUCGAUUUCUACGAGCAGCACCUUCGCUACACAAUCAAGUAGAGGGUCUCCUUUUCUAGAACCAAGAAGAAAAACGCAUUUUGUCUGCUCCAGGGUGAGCUUUGCUCGGUUUCCAAUUGUACUAACUUAUCGAAUGUAUAGUCCUUUUUUCCCCCUCU
This is a messenger RNA of Selaginella moellendorffii, 1760 nucleotides long. RefSeq names its product chromo domain-containing protein LHP1-like. The transcript is spliced from 6 exons. Lineage: Eukaryota; Viridiplantae; Streptophyta; Lycopodiopsida; Selaginellales; Selaginellaceae. Gene Ontology annotation, biological process: heterochromatin formation. The record is from RefSeq and is a predicted model, not a curated record. Gene Ontology annotation, cellular component: nucleus. The coding region runs from base 118 to 1644 and encodes 508 amino acids.